Messenger RNA from Nycticebus coucang (slow loris), 1320 nucleotides. RefSeq names its product translocating chain-associated membrane protein 1-like. The coding region runs from base 90 to 1214 and encodes 374 amino acids. The record is from RefSeq and is a predicted model, not a curated record. Lineage: Eukaryota; Metazoa; Chordata; Mammalia; Primates; Lorisidae. Gene Ontology annotation, cellular component: endoplasmic reticulum membrane. Gene Ontology annotation, biological process: SRP-dependent cotranslational protein targeting to membrane, translocation; protein insertion into ER membrane. The transcript has a single exon.
GGGGGAGGUUGCCGCGGCAGCCAGUCGGUGAGCAGCUGGGAAGAGCAGAGCCGGGCGGAGCACCUGCAGGCACGGGCGGCGGCCCCACCAUGGCAAUUCGGAAGAAAAGCAGCAAGAGCCCUCAGGUUCUGAGCCACGAAUUCAUCCUGCAGAAUCACGUGGACAUCAUCUCCUGUAUGGCGAUGGUCUUCCUGCUGGGGCUCAUGUUCGAGAUAACAGCAAAAGCUUCUAUUAUUUUUGUUACUCUUCAGUACAAUGUUACUCACCCUGCAACAGAAGAACAAGCUGCUGAAUCAGCGUCUCUUUAUCACUAUGGUGUCAAAGAUUUGGCUACAGUUUUCUUCUACAUGCUAGUGGCAAUAAUCAUUCACGCCAUAAUUCAAGAGUACGUAUUGGAUAAAAUUAACAGGCGAAUGCACUUCUCCAAAACAAAACACAGCAAGUUUAAUGAAUCUGGUCAGCUUAGUGCAUUCUACCUUUUUGCUUGUGUUUGGGGAACAUUCAUUCUAAUCUCUGAAAACUACAUCUCAGACCCAACUAUCUUGUGGAGGGCUUAUCCCCAUAACCUGAUGACAUUUCAAAUGAAGUUUUUCUACAUAUCACAGUUGGCUUACUGGCUUCAUGCUUUUCCUGAACUCUACUUCCAGAAAACCAAAAAAGAAGAUAUUCCUCGUCAGCUUGUCUACAUUGGUCUUUACCUCUUUCACAUUGCUGGAGCUUACCUUUUAAACUUGAAUCAUCUAGGACUUGUUCUUCUGGUGCUGCAUUAUUUUGUUGAAUUUCUUUUCCACAUUUCCCGCCUGUUUUAUUUUAGUGAUGAAAAGUAUCAGAAAGGAUUUUCUCUGUGGGCAGUUCUUUUUGUUUUGGGAAGACUUCUGACUUUAAUUCUUUCAGUCCUCACUGUUGGUUUUGGCCUUGCGAGAGCAGAGAAUCAGAAACUGGAUUUCAGUACUGGAAACUUCAAUGUGUUGGCUGUUAGAAUCGCUGUUCUGGCAUCAAUUUGCAUUACCCAAGCAUUCAUGAUGUGGAAGUUCAUUAAUUUGCAGCUUCGUAGAUGGAGGGAACAUUCUACUUUCCAGGCACCAGCUGUAAAGAAGAAACCAAUAGUGACCAAAAGCAGGUCUUCUAGGAAAGGAACAGAAAAUGGUGUAAAUGGAACAGUAACAUCAAAUGGAGCAGACUCUCCGCGUAAUAGAAAAGAGAAAUCUUCAUAGUGGAUUAUAAACUGAUUAAUGUCCCCAAAGAAAUCUGCUUUUUACUGUCUUUUGGCAUUAGAGAUUUUUCUGUUCUUGAAAAUACAGUUUGUGCUCUUUGAUUCUU